Esox lucius (northern pike) is the source of this 3797-nucleotide messenger RNA. It is a transcript of the gene camk2d1, whose product is annotated as calcium/calmodulin-dependent protein kinase (CaM kinase) II delta 1. The record is from RefSeq and is a predicted model, not a curated record. NCBI's taxonomy places the organism in Eukaryota, Metazoa, Chordata, Actinopteri, Esociformes, Esocidae. Gene Ontology annotation, biological process: protein phosphorylation. Gene Ontology annotation, molecular function: ATP binding; calmodulin binding; calcium/calmodulin-dependent protein kinase activity. The coding region runs from base 304 to 1878 and encodes 524 amino acids. Gene Ontology annotation, cellular component: neuron projection; cytoplasm. The transcript is spliced from 21 exons.
UAGAAAAACUAUCGCACUCAAAGCGAACUGUCAGUAGGCAGGCACAGAGAACAGCAGGUCUUAACGUCCCUGACUACCAGCAAACUCCCGUGCCAAGAACGAUUCCUGGAUUCGAAAACUGAGUCGAAAAAGUAAAGAGAAGAUUUACUAUUUUAAUACACAUUUUAUGAAUCUGUUUUAUCGUUUUGGAAGAGAGAAUUAUCACUUUGAAACACAGGAGAGGAAUUGGAUAGUAGGUUCACGUUUGCAGUCCCAACCAAGCAAGAUAGUCUUUCCCUCUCCUCAGCACACCCCUCUUUAGCCAUGGCUUCGACAACCUGUACCAGAUUUACCGACGAGUAUAAUCUCUACGAAGAACUGGGAAAGGGAGCUUUCUCCAUAGUGAAAAGAUGCAUGAGGAUCUCCAAUGGGCAGGAGUACGCCGCCAAAAUCAUCAACACUAAGAAGUUGUCUGCACGGGAUCACCAGAAGCUGGAGCGAGAGGCCAGGAUUUGUCGUCUGCUCAAGCACCCUAAUAUUGUGAGGCUCCAUGACAGCAUAUCAGAGGAGGGCUUCCACUACCUGGUCUUUGACUUGGUGACUGGUGGAGAGCUCUUUGAGGACAUCGUAGCCAGGGAGUAUUACAGCGAAGCAGACGCCAGUCAUUGCAUUCAGCAGAUCCUAGAGGCUGUGCUCCAUUGCCACCAGAUGGGUGUUGUCCACCGCGACCUGAAGCCUGAGAAUCUGCUGCUAGCCAGUAAGCUGAAGGGAGCAGCAGUCAAGCUGGCGGACUUUGGCCUGGCCAUCGAGGUGCAGGGGGACCAGCAGGCGUGGUUCGGUUUUGCGGGAACCCCAGGCUACCUGUCCCCCGAGGUCCUCAGGAAAGAUCCCUAUGGAAAACCUGUGGAUAUGUGGGCUUGCGGUGUGAUCCUCUACAUCCUGCUGGUGGGAUACCCUCCAUUCUGGGAUGAAGAUCAGCACCGCCUCUACCAGCAGAUCAAGGCCGGGGCUUAUGACUUUCCCUCCCCUGAAUGGGACACGGUGACGCCAGAGGCCAAAGACCUCAUCAACAAGAUGCUGACCAUCAACCCUGUCAAGAGAGUCACCGCUACAGAUGCACUGAAACACCCCUGGAUCUUCCAACGUUCCACUGUGGCGUCCAUGAUGCAUCGACAGGAGACCGUGGAGUGUCUGAGGAAGUUCAACGCCCGGAGGAAACUCAAGGGUGCCAUCCUCACCACCAUGCUGGCCACGCGCAACUUCUCCGCAGCCAAGAGCUUGAUUAACAAGAAAGCUGAUGGUGUUAAGAAACGGAAGUCCGACACAGAGCCAGCGCCAUUACUGCUGAUCAACAACAAGGCCAAUGUGGUCACCAGCCCUAAAGAGCCCCCCACUCUGGAGCCUCAAACCACUGUUAUCCACAACCCAACUGAGGGGAACAAGGAGUCCAGCGAGAGUGCUAACACCACAAUCGAGGACGAGGAGGUGAAAGCUCGUAAACAGGAGAUCAUCAAAGUGACUGAGCAGCUGAUUGAGGCGAUCAACAACGGAGACUUUGAAGCGUACACGAAGAUCUGUGACCCCGGCCUGACAUCUUUUGAGCCGGAGGCCCUGGGAAACCUGGUCGAGGGAACCGACUUCCACAGGUUUUACUUUGAGAAUGCUCUGUCCAGGGGCAAGCAGAGCCCGGUCCACACCAUCCUGCUCAACCCACACGUGCACCUGAUUGGCGAGGACGCCGCGUGCAUAGCCUACAUCCGCCUGACCCAAUACAUGGACGCCGGCGGCAUGCCACGCACCACGCAGUCUGAGGAGACCCGGAUCUGGCACCGACGCGACGCCAAGUGGCAGAACAUCCACUUCCACCGCUCCGGCUCGCCCACUCUGCCCGCCAAGUAAGGCCAGUACAGUUGAGGUGACCCGCUAACCGGCAGCAUACCGCUGAACCACCAACCCCUACCCACCAAGUGUCUGUCACAUCCUCGUCCAAUCCCGGGCCCUGCAUUAUAGCUCCACCCUCUCAGAGUGUUGUUUACAGAUCGUCGCUGCUGGACUAAAGAUUCUUCUUUCGAAUUAUACAAAUAAAUCUAGCAAAAUAAAUCUUACCUUCAAUAUGUUAGCAAGAAAAUUGGGUUUUAUCGCGCUGUUCUGUCUCGUUUUUCUGUUGCAUUGCAGGACACGAAUAACUAAACGUUUCUUUUAUAUUCCAACGAUUUCCUCUUUUAACAUGUUAUUUUGAAUUGCCAUGAGAACUUGUCUGCCAGAUAUGUUGACAAUAUGUGAAUUUCGUUGAUUUGUUCGCUCAUCAUAUUGGAGAGAUUUUCAGUCUUAAAUAAUACAUGGUAAUGCAUAUCUGUUUCAAUAUUAUCAGUGUGAGGUACUUGUGGUGAACUGACAACCUCAUCAAUGCAUUCUACUAUUACACAAACCCCAAUGACGAAAGCUAUAACAGUUUAGCCUUAAAGGGGAUAGCGACCAACAUAUCACAGUCUGUUCAUUUUUAAAUGUCAGUUUUUGUGCAGAGAUCGCUAUAGAAAUCUUUAAGAAUAAGUGGACAACAAACAUGAGCUUGCUUUUGUUUUGGUGAUGUAUAGGCUUGUGAUUGAUGUGAAUCGCUAUAUCUUUGCUUAACAUCUGGAGUAUUAAAGUGUAUAAACAUGAGCUUAGUUUACAAUCUAUUAUACUUUUUUCUAAUUAUUGGUUAAAUAUUAGGUAUGCUUACCGGGAGAUUCACCUGAAAAUUUGUUUUUGAGUGAGAAACGGUGAACUAUGUUUUGCUAUUAUGUGUAUUCAACACAUUGCGUGAGGAAAGUGAGAAUUCUCAAUGACAGAAUGUAAACAACAGGUAAUGUUACACAUUACACAGCCACACAUUGUAUGACAUAUGGAACACUGUUUUAAAGUCAAAUCAGGAUAUUUUCAUAAGGAUGAUAAUUGUGAAUUUUAUUUGUCUUUUUUUUUUAUAUGUAAGUUUUCCUUGAAUAAUUGUUCAUUUAUGUCAGUCCUUGCACAUCUGUGGAACUAUUCACUCUGUCGUGUGUAGCUAUUGACCCACAAUUCCUUCACCGUGCCAAGAACCCCUUUCACCACUGACACGCCCCUGUAUGUUAGUUCUGCUUGACAAGUUGCGUCACACAAUGUUUUAUACUAAGGGGAAGGGAGAAGUCAUGGAAUCGCAUUUGUUCUGGUCAGGGUUUUUGCGUUUGGUAGAUAUUUUCAUUAAUCACAGUGUUCAGGUUUGUUAACGGUUACCAUGUUUCCCCCACCUGUGAUUGGUCCAACAGGGAUAGGAGACAUUGUCACAAUUUGUUUUUUUUUGGGGGGGGUUCAAAAGUUGAGCUGCACCAUGAGACAGUGUAUAUAGUUUCCAUGAUGGGAAAGGAUUGCUACAGUAUAUGUUUUAAGAAAUAUCAAAUAAAAUGUGUGAUUUCUGCCAUACGUGUUAUUUACAUGCCACUUUUCCCAUAGCUUAAUGUUGGUGUGCUGUAAUUGUACCUCUAAAUGGCUAAACGGUAUUUAUUGAAGCUUGAUUAGUAAGAAUGACAACCACACCAUACACAUUUGACAGGUACAAUUUUAUUUUCGGCCAUGUACACACUGAGGCUGUUAUGCCAUGUUAGCGAUUUUUUUUUUUUUCUUCCUCUUUUUAUCAAUUUAAUUACUAAUGCAUGCCCUCAUAGAUAUUUAUAUAUAUGUAUUAUAUUAUCACAAUGGAAACAAGAUGCAGAUUCCUCAGGUCAAAUGUACAUUUUUGUGACAGUUAUUUUGUCUCACUUGACUAAUUUCACACAUUAAAUUGGUGAGGAACCAUAAUGUGA